AUGCUCCCUGCCAAAGGUCAUUGCAUUAGUGGCGAUGUUGGUUGCUUUCUCUCCCCUCUCCCCCUCUCCCCUCCUUCCCCACUUCCCUCUUCCCUUCUUCCCAUCUCCCCUCUUCCCAUCUCCCCUCUUCCCAUCUCCCCUCUUCCCAUCUCCCCCUCUUCCAUCUCCCCUCUUCCCAUCUCCCCAUCUUCCCAUCUCCCCUCUUCCCAUCUCCCCCUCUUCCCAUCUCCCCUCUUCCCAUCUCCCCUCUUCCCAUCUCCCCCUCUUCCCAUCUCCCCCUCUUCCAUCUCCCCCUCUUCCCAUCUCCCCCUUUUCCCAUCUCCCCCUUUUCCCAUCUCCCCCUUUUCCCAUCUCCCCCUCUUCUCAUCUCCCCCUCUUCCCAUCUCCCCCUCUUCCCAUCUCCCCCUCUUCCCAUCUCCCCCUCUUCCAUCUCCCCCUCUUCCCAUCUCCCCCUCUUCCCAUCUCCCCCUCUUCCCAUCUCCCCCUCUUCCCAUCUUCCCCUCUUCCCAUCUUCCCCUCUUCCCAUCUCCCCCUCUUCCCAUCUCCCCCUCUUCCCAUCUCCUGUCUCCCUCCAUCCAUCCAACAGACACCUGUGAAGCCAUAAAUUGUGGACCAUUGGAAGAAUGUGCAAUGCAACAUGCAAUGCUCUCUACUGCCCGCCUAACCAACACUGUGUGGAGAAAGUCCCCGGAGGCGCUGGGACUUGCGAAUGCGCUGCAGGAUACGUCGCGCGAGGCAAAUACUGUGAUGGUAUGGAGUAUGUUUGGCUUACCAUUCCUCUUAUCUUUUCCCUCUCACUUUCCUUGCAUAUUAUCUCUCUCUUUCCCUCUUAUUACCCUCCUUCCUCUACCACCGUCCAUUUCCCCUGCCUCGCCUCACUAUCCCUCACCACCUCUCUCGUUCUCCCCUCUCCUCUCUCCCACUUACCAGCCACAUGCGCAAGUCUAUGAAUGCGGUCAAAACGAACGUAAGUACUUCUCCUCUUCUCUCCCCCUGGAUUGUCCUCUUCUCUCCCCUCUCAAGUCGUUUCUUUAUCGAUGCCUAUGCAAACCCGUGGUCGAUGUGGGCAAGGUAGCAUCUCAAAUCAACCAUGUGCCAGCGUCCCCCCUCUCUCUCCCUCUCUCUCCCUCCCCCCGUCUCUCCCUCUCCCUCCUCUCCCUACCCUCUCUCCCUCUCUCCCUCCCUCUCUCCCUCCCUCUCUCUCUCCCUCCCUCUCCCUCUCCCUCUCCUCCCCAUUGA
Closterium sp. NIES-65 is the source of this 1239-nucleotide messenger RNA. The record is from the annotation of a GenBank genome assembly. NCBI's taxonomy places the organism in Eukaryota, Viridiplantae, Streptophyta, Zygnematophyceae, Desmidiales, Closteriaceae.